AUGGCGAGCACGGAAGUACUGUGCGCCAACGUGAUCACGGCCGCGACUACACUCGGCGGCGGUGGUUUCCAGCCUCAAGGCCAGAUCGACCUAACAUCUAUCGUUUACUCGCUCCUUCAAUUUGGCUACGGCAUCCUUGAGCGAUCAGCGCAAGUCGGUAUCGAGCGCCUCACCCUUGAUGCUGGUUAUGCUAUCGGGGGCAGACUGACACUGGGUUUCGGAGCGGCCCAGCGACUCAAGCACGAGAUCCGCUCUUCUCACGCGUUCUCCUGGAUUUGGUCCGCCGUACACGUGUGUAUGGGUACGAAACAUGUGGUACGCCGGCUCGCCGAGUCCAGAGAGGGACUUUCGAUCCUUCCGUUGGUCGGAUGCAUGUCUGAGAUGUACAACAUCUACAUGUGUGCGGAGAUCCUUGAGGGUCUGUUCGAUAUUCUUCGAAACCCUUGCGAGCUCAUGCCGUCGAAGGAUCAAUGGAUCAAGUUUGUGAUGGUGUGUCGUCAAGCCGUCCCCUCGACCGCAUUCAAGGACAUGCUAGCCCGAAUGCCAAAGUCUCGAUUCCAACCACGUCACCAUAUCAUUGCGACCACUGCGCAUGUCAGCGCUAUCUGCGAGGCGCUGGGCUACUUCCUUCGACCACAUGCAGAGCAAGCCACAGUAGUUUGCUUAGCAGGUGGGGCAGACUGUGGACGCAUCGCAGCUGUCUUAUACUGGCUGAUGGACUACUCUAUCGAGAUCUACGACGGAAUGGACAAACCACUCAUGACCCUUAUCGGUGGUACAAGAGAAUCGCAUUGGGUGAUAGCGACAUACGACAAGGAGCCGCUCCUCGGUCCUGUAUACUUCAAGGACUUAUCCUGGACUGUAUCGGACGGCUUCUGUGACGAGUUCAAUGCCUGAUCGUCGUCAACUCUUAUACAUAUGGUGCCGGAUGCCAGCUAGCGCGUUGUGGCGCCAAAUCAUGGCGGGUCUAUUUAUACGCGUAUCACAUUCGCCGCCUGCUCCUAGGGCUGACUAGCAGCAGAGCUGGUUGGUAUGUUUCAC
Dacryopinax primogenitus is the source of this 1041-nucleotide messenger RNA. RefSeq lists its product as uncharacterized. Lineage: Eukaryota; Fungi; Basidiomycota; Dacrymycetes; Dacrymycetales; Dacrymycetaceae. The record is from RefSeq and is a predicted model, not a curated record. The coding region runs from base 1 to 897 and encodes 298 amino acids. The transcript has a single exon.